Physella acuta is the source of this 825-nucleotide messenger RNA. RefSeq lists its product as uncharacterized. NCBI's taxonomy places the organism in Eukaryota, Metazoa, Mollusca, Gastropoda, Physidae. The record is from RefSeq and is a predicted model, not a curated record.
UUAUUCCUGGGGAAAACCACACCGCAACAGCUUUUUAAAAGGUAGAACGAUCAUCGCAAAUAAUAAUAGAAUCACUUGGUAUUUAUCCUUAAAAUGAAUCAAUGAAACAUAAAGUACUAUUGACCUACAGAUUUUAGUCCCGAGUAACAGCGUAACAAAUAGCAACACAAUGACGGACCCUGGCGACUGUGAUACUUCAAACCCAGGAUUUUUUAUGAAAUCUACAAUCCAGUCUCUUCAAAUGAAAUUUCCAUCAGUUAAAAAUAUUUCAACAGCAAUAUUAGCUAAAUGGUUAAAGACACCUAAUGAAAGAACAGUUGUGAUAUUGGAUGCAAGGGCGCAAGAAGAAUUUGAUGUUAGUCAUUUAGAUGGCGCCUUAAGAGUGGACUAUAAAGAUAAAGACAUUGAACCUUUGGCUCAGAAAUGUAGCGAGAAACUAAAAGACAAACAAAAUCCGACAAUAGUGAGUUACUGUUCUUUGGGCUACAGAUCAAGUGUGGUUGUCCAAAAGCUUCAAGAUUAUUAUAAAGAAUCGGAGAAGCAACCAGUUCCAGAAAUAUACAACCUUUCAGGUUCUAUUUUUAAGUGGGCCAAUGAGAGAAGGCCAUUGGUUGACAAUGCUGGUAAUCCUACAAAGUAUGUUCAUCCUUAUACUGCAUUUUGGAGUAAACUUCUCGAUUCAUCACUGUGGAAAACAGAGCCAUAAACAAUUUUAGUGCAAUUAUUUGCCUAUGUAAUUUACAUAAAAUAACUUUUCAGUGUUCAGAUUUAAACAUGUGUAUUUUUUCUCUGUUUUUUUUUUAAGAGUGGCAUAGGGAAAGAGAA